GCGGCGGAAGGCGGGAAGCCGCGGCGCCUGAGGGCGGCGGCCCCAGAGACGCGUCCGGAGCCAUGAUGGCCGCCAAGGUGAAGGUGGAGAAGCCAGAGCUGUCCCCGGGGGCCGCCCGGCGCCGCCUGGACGCCGUCCUGGAGCAGCUGCUGCAGAGAGGGACGCGGGAGCCGCUGGAGGAGGAGCCCGGGAAGGGCCCCGGGGAGCCCCCGGCCAAGGAGGCCUCGCCCAGCGCCCCCGGGAAGAGGCCGCCCGGGCGCUUCCCGCAGCAGAGGAGGAAGAAGAGGAGGGAGGGGGGGGAAGGGCCCGAGACCCCCCCCCAGAAACAGAACUCGUUUGUGAUCCGCCUGUUCGACCGCAGCGUGGAGCUGGGGCAGUUCCCGGCCGGGACCCCCCUGUACCCCGUGUGCCGCGCCUGGAUCGGCCACAGCCCCGCCCCCGCCCCGCCCCCCGAGCAGGCCCCCCCCGCCCCCGAGGACGUCCUGGCCCUGCCCCCGCCCGGCCCCGCCCUGGCCCCGCGCGUCCCCUCCCCCCUGGGCCCCGACGAGGGAGCGGCGCCGCCCGACCAGGUGUUAGACCCCGCCCCCUCGAUUACGUCACUGAUCUACAAGAACAUGGACAGGUGGAAACGGGUCCGGCAGCGGUGGCGGGAGGCGGCGCAGCGGCAGCAGCAGCGCUACGGGCCCAGCCUGCGCCUGCUGCGAAUCAUCUACGAGCGCCAGUGAGGCCCCGCCCACCGACACGCCCACCCGGACACGCCCACCCUGGACACACCCACCCUGGACACGCCCACCCUGGACACGCCCCCACCGACCACACCCACUCUGACCACACCUACCCUGGCCCCGCCCCCUUCCCCAAUAAAAACUCCGUUGUGCCCAUA
Molecule: messenger RNA, 883 nt
Organism: Vidua chalybeata
Lineage: Eukaryota; Metazoa; Chordata; Aves; Passeriformes; Viduidae
Gene: LIN37
Product: lin-37 DREAM MuvB core complex component
Exons: 10
Coding region: 63-725 (220 amino acids)
Biological process (GO): negative regulation of transcription by RNA polymerase II
Cellular component (GO): Myb complex; transcription repressor complex
Source: RefSeq, a predicted model, not a curated record